AUGUCAGCCCUAACUAUGAGCAGCAGACAAGGCUACGAUGGGCUUGAAAAAACGCUGAAGGAAGUCUUCAGUGAACGAAGCAACAUCCUGCACCAGCUCUCCAAGACAUCAAAGGAGCUGGACAGCAUAAAAGGCAACAUUCAGUCGCUGAAAAAUGAUGACUCAGUGGCCAAGAAGGACGUGCAGAGGAUUCUGGAUCUCAGCCACAAACAGAGAGAGGAGAUGAAGUCCCUCCAGGCAGCCUUGCAGAAGCAGCUGGACGAGGCAAAUGAGAGAGCAGAGAAGCAGCAGGCCACGAUCAAAUUAAUUAAAGUGGAGAUGGAGAAAAAAACCAAAAUCAUCAAGGAUUUACAGCAAGAGAAUAAGAGCCUGAAAAAUAAAUUACUCUCGGGAAACAAACUCUGUGAUGCCUAUGCUGAAGAGUCCAAAAAAAUCCAGGCUCAACUGAAAGAACUGCGGUACGGGAAAAAGGAUUUAAUUUUUAAGGGGCAGCAGCUAAUGGACUUGGAGCACAAGUUAACUAUAGCCAAGGAAGAGCUGGAGAAGACUGCACUCGACAAGGAGUCUCAGCUGAAGGCGCUGAAGGACACAGUUCACAUCUGCUUCUCAGCUGUCAUGCAAAACCAACCCAGCAGCAGUCACAGAUUUCCCACUUCCCCCACCCACUUGUUCAGAUACUCAUCACUCAUCAACAGCUCGAGAGUCACCUUUCAGCAGCCACACGCCAAGGAUAUCUCCAAAGUUCAGAGAAUUGUCACUGCCAGUAAAUCACCCAUGAACAUUGGAGUAAUGAGGAGAGAGAAUGGCAGCGGUAAAGAGUGCCAGAUGGAAAAGACGGGGGGCGACUGCUUCAAGAAUCAGACGGAGGAAUCAGCCGCAGACAGUAAAAAGCUACCAGAGGAACAGCAGCAAAGGAGCCAAGCGCAGACUGGAAAAUUCAACACAAAGCCCUCAGACGGCAGCGAGGAGGCAGAGGGAGGCAGCAGCAGCAAAAAGACAAAGCCACACAAAUACAACUGA
This is a messenger RNA of Scomber japonicus (chub mackerel), 1020 nucleotides long. It is a transcript of the gene luzp2, whose product is annotated as leucine zipper protein 2. The transcript is spliced from 12 exons. Bases 1 to 1020 code for a protein of 339 amino acids. The record is from RefSeq and is a predicted model, not a curated record. Lineage: Eukaryota; Metazoa; Chordata; Actinopteri; Scombriformes; Scombridae.